AUGACAACUUUGGACAGAGAAGAACAUGCUGGAAUUGGAUCUGAGGAGAAAAACUCAUCAAAACGCACGGUUAUGGAAAAUUUGGAAAAAGAAUUUGCUGAAAUUGCAGUAGAGGAGGAAUUUCCUGAUGAAUUUCAGUGUUGCGUCUGCCUGGAUCUCUUGUACAAACCAGUUGUCUUAGGGUGUGGUCACCUUUCAUGCUUCUGGUGUGUUUUCAAAGCUAUGGAUAGUUGGCAGGAUUCUGUGACUCUGUCAUCCAAUUCUGGCGAGUUGCAUGAACGACUACGCCAUACUGCUUGCCAAAGUCUUCCGAAGAGGUUUGACUUUAAUGAGCUUGAGCAUAUAUUGAAGUAG
This is a messenger RNA of Ilex paraguariensis (yerba mate), 354 nucleotides long. The record is from the annotation of a GenBank genome assembly. Lineage: Eukaryota; Viridiplantae; Streptophyta; Magnoliopsida; Aquifoliales; Aquifoliaceae.